CUGUCCUCCAGUCAGAGGAGGAGGAGGAGUGGGAACUGAGGAAGACUCUGAGCAGGAGCUAAACUGCUAAUUAAAUUAACUUCAGGGACAUUUUGGACUUUUGUUUGUUUCUUUUCGGGGAGUAAGUUUGUGUCGUCAGAGAUGAAGUCAUCCAACAGUCGUCCCUCCACAGUGGGGAGAAACCCCUUCGUGCACGAGCUGACAUUCACCAUGACAGAGAAGAUAAAGAUCGGACUGAUGUCGGUGACGGUGUUUCCAGUGCGGCUGCUGCUGGUGUCCUUCUUCAUGCUGCUGGCGUGGCCCUUCGCCUUCACAGCCUCCCUGGGACGCUCUGAGUUUGUCAUGGAGCCACAGUCGUGGUGGAGGAGGUUUAUAGACCUGUGUCUGCGCGUGAUCAUGAGAGCCAUGUGGUUCUGCGGAGGUUUCCAUUGGAUCAAGGUGAAAGGGGAGCGGGCGGCGCCCUCUGAUAUUCCCAUCCUCACCGUGGCGCCACACUCCUCCUACUUUGAUGCCAUCCCAGUCACCAUGACCAUGUGCUCCAUAGUCACCAAACUGGAGAGCAGGAGCAUUCCCGUCUGGGGCACUCUGAUCAGCUACAUCAGGCCCGUGUUUGUGUUUCGCUCGGAUCAGGACUCCAGAAGAAAAACUGUGGAGGAGAUCAAGCGGAGAGCGCGGUCUGGAGGGGAGUGGCCUCAGAUCAUGAUAUUCCCAGAGGGGACGUGCACCAACAGGUCGGGGCUCAUCUUGUUCAAGGCUGGUGCUUUCAUACCAGGACUCCCAGUGCAGCCAGUGGUGCUGCGCUACCCUAACAAACUGGAUACUGUUACAUGGACAUGGCAGGGUCCUGGGGCAUUCAAAAUCCUUUGGCUCACUCUGUGCCAGCCUCAUAAUCCCAUGGAGAUAGAGUACUUACCUGUUUACACUCCAUCAGACGAGGAGAAGGAAAACCCCGCCCUGUUUGCCAACAACGUCAGAAAGCUCAUGGCUAAGGCGCUGGAGCUGCCACUCAAAGACCUGUCCUUUGAGGACCGUGAGAUCAGCCUAGCACGGGGCCCUCUGCGCAUUUGGGACUACAGCAGCCUGCUGGAGUUCCACCAGCUGCUGUGCCGCCUGGGGCUGAGAGCAGGACGGACCGACACAGAGCUGGAGGAGCUGGCCAGAAGAGCUAGAAAGCUGCAGGGAGACCGGCUGGGGCUGGAGGACUUCGCCCAGUUUCUGGACCUGCCAGUUACAGACACACUCGCACAAGUCCACAGCCAGUUUGACCAGCAUGGAGACGGACAGAUAGACAUCAGACACUAUGUGAUCGCUCUGUCCACCGUUCAUCGACCAUCAAAGUCAAUGGAGACGCUCAAACUCGCCUUCAAGAUGUAUGAAAACGAGGAGAACGGGCAAGUCCUGGAGGAGGACCUUACCGCCAUCUUGGAAAUAAUGUUGGGCGUGAAAGAGCUGGACCUAAGUGUUCUGUUUUUAUCGCUGGACGGGCCCGACACAGGGAAGAUCACAUACGAUGAGCUCCAUCGUUUCAUAGAGCAGCACCCGCACAUCGUCCAGGAUUACCUCGACUUUGAAAACCAUCCGCGCAAGUUCUGCGUGGGUCGACCUCAGAGCUGCAACGGCAACAACCACAACAAAGACGACUGAGGAAGAAUGGACUUUAACUCAAACACUUAUUGACCUUCUCUCUGUGACGUAACAGCGCCUCCAAAUCCUGCAGCGUUCCCACCACCUCUGUGCCUUUAACGUGCAGGUAACGAGACGAACACAUGGACAGUGACAGUUGUUAGGACGGAUCAGUGCAGCGAAGACGAUGGAGUCACUUAUCUCAGUUCUCCUCUGAACUGUUUCUGCCUGCCUUAGGGUUUUUCGUUGCUUUGCAGAUAUAUUUAUUUUCUUAUGUAAGAAUUCAGAUAUUUAAGACAUAAGUUGAUAAUGAGGGUGUUUUUUAACCCUUUGUUGGACCUCAGGCAAACGGACACGAGCACACUGCCCUCUCCUGCUGCUCUUCAGUUACAUAGUUUAAACACCAUUUCAGGUAAAAAGGUUGUCGCUCUCUGAUUAUUCUGGGAUGUUGUCACCAAACUGUGUCACAAAUACCCAAAAAUCUGCCACUUAAUCAGAGACAUCAUCCCUGACCUAAAGCAGCUGUGUCACUGCCACACAGAUACAAGCCCUCGCCAAAAAGAGGGGUUUGAUAGUUGACAUGAUUUAUUAUAGUUUGAUCUAAACACCAAUCAGAUCAUCCAGAUGUGAUGUUUUUAUUUAUUUUGGUAAAUGAUAAUGUGACGCCUGUUGUUUUAAUGUCUGCACUGUUCUCCCAGACAUCAUGGAAAGUUAAUUGUAUGUUGGUUUGGAGGAUUGUUUAGUAUUUCUGGAGCAGCAGAUCCUUUACACCGACACAAACUCUUCACUCUUCAGCUGGUUUAAAAAUCGAUCUCAGAUGGUUUGAAACAUUUUGUACCUUUCGGCUGCGAUGAUCCUGUAUCGUGUCAUCUCUCAGUAUCACUCUGAAAUGCAGAAAUCAGCUCCUUGCCUUUAUUUUACAAAUAAAAUGUUUUCAGUUUUG
Epinephelus moara (kelp grouper) is the source of this 2566-nucleotide messenger RNA. RefSeq names its product lysophosphatidylcholine acyltransferase 1 (gene lpcat1). The coding region runs from base 142 to 1644 and encodes 500 amino acids. The transcript has 14 exons. NCBI's taxonomy places the organism in Eukaryota, Metazoa, Chordata, Actinopteri, Perciformes, Serranidae. The record is from RefSeq and is a predicted model, not a curated record.